AUGAUCGUGCGGGGCUGCUGGUGGAGCGAAGCUUCUUGCGGUGGUGCUCGCUGCAGUGUUGCGGUGGGGGUUGAAGUGUUGGCUGAGCUUGGUAAUGUUGGAGAGAGCAGGGGAUCGGAGUUGUGGUGUUUCGGCGUUGUGGGUGACGCCACCUACACUAUAUCCCGAACCGGAGUCGAAAAAAUGAGCCACCUACAUUUCUUCUUCCAAGAUAUAGUAAGUGGCAAACGCCCAACCGCGGUCCAAAUAGCUAGCCCAAACCACCGUUAUGGUUCAAAUUUUGGGGAUAUGUUCAUGGCAGAUGAUCCAUUAACCGUUAGGGCGGAUCGAAGGUCAAAGAUCAUAGGGCGAGCCCAAGGGGUGUAUGGGUUUGCAUCUCAAGAAAAUGUUGCAUUGCUAAUGGCUAUAAAUUAUGUGUUUACUAAGGGAAAAUACAAUGGGAGUAGUAUAACUAUAAUUGGUAGAAAUCCUCCAAUGCAAAAAGUUAGGGAGAUGCCUAUUGUUGGUGGAACUGGGCUUUUUCGGUUUGCUCGUGGAUAUGCUUUGGCCCAUACUGUUUGGUCCAACCCACAAGGAGAUGCUAGUGUAGAGUACCAUGUUUAUGUGCAUCACUAUUAGAUAAUCCAUUAGUGUAAUAUAGUAUUUCCUUCGUUUUUUAAGUGCAUCAUCAAAGUAAUAUUUUUUUUAUUUUUUAAAUUUUAAUUUUUUUUUAUUGAUUUCGCAAUUCUUUUAAUCAAUAUUUAUGCAAAGCAUUAAUAAUGCAACAUUAAGAUAAUACAACUUUGUUUAAUAAUACGUAGUGGCUUGUUUGUACCCUUUGUGGUAAUGUAAUCUAUUACU
Messenger RNA from Chenopodium quinoa (quinoa), 840 nucleotides. Its product is annotated as dirigent protein 22-like. The record is from RefSeq and is a predicted model, not a curated record. NCBI's taxonomy places the organism in Eukaryota, Viridiplantae, Streptophyta, Magnoliopsida, Caryophyllales, Amaranthaceae. Bases 1 to 618 code for a protein of 205 amino acids. The transcript is spliced from 2 exons.